Drosophila ananassae is the source of this 1242-nucleotide messenger RNA. Its product is annotated as isochorismatase domain-containing protein 1. The record is from RefSeq and is a predicted model, not a curated record. Gene Ontology annotation, cellular component: cytoplasm. The transcript is spliced from 4 exons. The coding region runs from base 438 to 1055 and encodes 205 amino acids. NCBI's taxonomy places the organism in Eukaryota, Metazoa, Arthropoda, Insecta, Diptera, Drosophilidae.
UAGAACAUAGAACAAGACUGUAGUUUUUUCUCUGUGUAUGAUCCCUCGGAGGGGAAGGGACCGGAGAAGAGGCAGUUCGCCGUGGAAUCGACUAGACAUUGGCGAUUAAUUCAAUCUGACACACUGGCCGGUGCUGCUCUGCUUUCGCCUAUUGAUAAAGGCUUCGGUUGCUGACGUUGAAUUUUCUUGUUGACAUUUGUAGGGGAGUCGCGCGGGCCCCAGUAAUUAAUCGCCCCAGCUUAUCUGUCGCCGCACAUUAUUAUUAGGCAAUUCUCGUUUUUUCUUGAUAAAGAUUAAACAUUUACCAGCACUGGACUAAAACCAACGUAGUUUCGCCGCCAGUCGCUAGAUGGCUCUCUCAGUGGGCGCGAAAUUUAAACUCAGUAGUCCGUCAGAUUUGUGUUUUUUGGAAAAAUAAAAAAAAUUUAACAGUCGUCAUGGGAAAAUCGACACUGUUCCGCUUAGUGCCAGACAAAACGGUCUUCCUGCUGUGCGACAUCCAAGAGAAGUUCAGACCUGCAAUGCCACUCUUGGAUAAUUUAAUCAAAAACACCACUAAGUUGCUGGCAGCAGGGAAGGUUUUCCAGGUGCCUCUACUGGUCACCGAGCAGUAUCCGGAGAAGCUGGGCAAAACCGUCUGUGAGCUGGACAUCGAACAUGCCUGCCUCAAUGCGCCCAAGACCCGCUUCUCUAUGCUUGUGGACCCGGUCCGCAAAAGCAUGGCCGAUAUCUUCGGCGGAAAGCCCAAGACCGCAGUAUUGUUUGGGAUAGAGACCCAUGUGUGCGUUGAGCAAACUGCUUUUGAUUUGAUGAAUGAAAAGAUUGAUGUUUGGUUGGUGGCCGACUGCUGUGCCUCGCGGCUUAAUCAGGAUCGGGAUUUGGCCCUGGAGCGAUUGCGUCAUAUUGGUUGUACUAUUGCCAGUUCGGAGAGCGUAAUCUUCAAUCUGUUGGGGGACAAGAAUCACAAGGCCUUCAAGCAGAUAGCUCCCCUGGUUAAGAACGCUUCUGCCGACAUGGAGCUGUGGAGGCCCACGAAGAAGCCACCAAAGAAAUGAGCCUAGUGGUUUUUUAAUCAUUGAUAUUCGCCUUGAAAAUGAUCCUGAUGAAGAGAUAUAUGAGAAGGAAUCUUGGUAAAGUGGACAGCCGAAGUUGGCUCGCUUCUCCCACUUCAUUUCCAGCUCAGAACAUCCACUGGAAAUUUGUAGUAAUUAAUAUUCAAAAAUUUGGAAAUUAAAAAUUCAA